AUUGCCUUGGGACUUGCUUCGGUUUAAUUCUUUCACUUCGAAUAGCAUCCACAAACGCCAGAAGAUACAGAGAGCGCGACAUGCCGAUGAAUGAUUUUAUUUCAUGUACUAUAUAUGUAUGUUCGGAGAAACAAAAGCACGGAAUCACAUUUUAAUUAUUUUGCUAUUUUAGAGAUUUUUUAAAUACUAAUUUUUUAAGGUUUUUUUAGCUUUUAGCAGAAACAACCUAGAACAAAUAGGUGUAUUAUAAAAAUUCCCUGUUUUCCAACCACAGGAAUGUCAUGAACGGCACCCCACUCUCAGCAUGGAAUGGGAAUGUUGCGAGUACUCAUUUAUGGAAUACUUUGGCAGCCCAUCGGGGAAAUAUUCAAAUAUGGCAUAUUAUAAGAAUUAAUCGUCAUACCAUUUCACGAACAUCUACUAAAUCCCCUCCCAGUAUGAAACUUAGAAUCAAAAGAAAAUAUAGAGAAAUACUUUUUACCCAUAGACCCAUAGACCCAUAGAGGGCCAAAGGUUUUUCUAGGCUGGGCUGGGUUUCCGACCAAACACGGAUGCGCCCAGUUAGUUACGGCGUUCCAAUUCCUACGAAAUGAACUUCAGGCGGCACGUGCCGCUUGAUUGCUCUUGCCCCUAAAUUUCCCAUCUCGUCCGAACUCCCUAUCGCGACCGCAUGCCACCGUGAAGCGCCGCCAUAUCGAAAUGGAGCCUCUGCCUGGCACACAGACAUAGAAUCCACACCCAUUCCCCAUUCCAACCCAUCCUCCAUUCCGGAGUUCUGUUGUGCGAGUCAAAAAUAAACAAAUGGGGACUUCUGAGCCAGCGGCAGCGACGCAACGUCUGCCCCUUGACUGAUGACGAUCGUGUGUUGCCGAGGAACUGGAUAUGGAGCUGGAACUGGAGCUGGAGGUGGAGUGCAGGGAGCGGCAGUUUGACUAUUUAUGAUGUAUUUCUCGGUUAAUUAGUUGCAGCUGAAAACAGACGGAAUGGACGUGGGAUGUACGGGGGAUGGGAUGAGCAUGAUGGGCAUGAGGCAAUGCAAUGCUUCCGCAUGCAUUUGUGAGGCAUCGUCAUCAUCGUUGCCGUGGGCAUGUCCAACAAGAAAGUGCGUGUUUCGGCAGUCUACCAUAUUUUUGCUAUAUUUGGAAGCGUUGAACAUUGUGCCCCGCUUGAUCGGUGAUGGAUGCCUUCGCCUUUUCAUCAUUUAUCUUCGAGUGCUGCCGCAUGGGCUAAUGGAAGGGAAAUGCGUUCCAGGAACUGGAGCGGAACGACGACGCUGCCACUGCACCCGUGAUGCAGUCUGCAGACAGCAAACUCAUGAUCACAUGAUGCCGCACUUUUGGCUGGAAUAAUUAAACAAAACUCUGGACUGAAAACCGAACUAUAAAAGCCCCCGCCCCACUCAUCGCCACCCAAAGCGAAUCGGAACAUGAGACUCCAACGGGUGGCCGUGGACGCACUCUGGCUACUCCUCUGCUGCGGCUGGGCGAUGGCCAAGCCCGCCCCUGAACUGGACGAGGAUUGCGAACAGAAUUCCAUCGAUACAAUGCACGACUUUUGCUGCGAUCUGCACGACGAAAGCCCCCAUUUCAGCGACUGCCAGAUGGAUUGGCACGAGAAGAUCCACUACAGGACGGAACAGGAGGAGCAGACGUACAUGUUUUGCACCGCCGAAUGCACUUUCAAUAGCACCGAUUUCGUGGGCAGCAAUCGCCAGUCGCUGGAUCUCGCAGCGGUUCGGGAACAUUUGGAGAGCGAACUGGCCAACGAUGAGGAUGAGGCCCUGCUCUAUCAGACAUACAGCCAGUGCGAAAAACACGCCCUCUCGUUGCUGCCCCACAAGAGCGUUAAGUUGCUGGCCAAGCGCAUGGCUAGUUUCGGAUGCCAUCCGUUUGCCGGUCUUGUCAUGGAGUGUGUGGCCAACGAGAUGAUCCUAAACUGCCCGGCCAGGCGCUUCCAUCAGACGCCGCAGUGUGUGGAGACCCGCAACCAGCUGCGCCAAUGCAAGCAGUCCCUGAAGUACAUAUCCUAAAGUGAUCCGGGGUGAAAUAAAAAGAGGAACAUGGGAA
This is a messenger RNA of Drosophila pseudoobscura, 2066 nucleotides long. RefSeq names its product Odorant-binding protein 46a (gene Obp46a). The transcript has 5 exons. The record is from RefSeq and is a predicted model, not a curated record. Bases 1427 to 2029 code for a protein of 200 amino acids. Lineage: Eukaryota; Metazoa; Arthropoda; Insecta; Diptera; Drosophilidae.